Wyeomyia smithii (pitcher-plant mosquito) is the source of this 992-nucleotide messenger RNA. Its product is annotated as calmodulin-beta-like. NCBI's taxonomy places the organism in Eukaryota, Metazoa, Arthropoda, Insecta, Diptera, Culicidae. Gene Ontology annotation, molecular function: enzyme regulator activity; calcium ion binding. The record is from RefSeq and is a predicted model, not a curated record. The transcript is spliced from 2 exons. The coding region runs from base 26 to 571 and encodes 181 amino acids.
CCAGUCUAACGGACCAAACGUCAAAAUGUCUGAUCCGAGUGAACAUGGAGAAUGCUCUAAAUCUUGCAAACCGCCAGAUUUAACGGAGGCACAGAUCGCGGAACUGCGGAAAAGCUCUAACCAGCCAGAGUUAACGGCGGAACUGAUCGUGGAAUUACGUGAUGCGUUUGCUCUGUUCGACACAGACGGCGAUGGCAUUAUCACCCCCAAAGAACUCGGAGCGGUGAUGCGGUCACUCGGUAGAGCCAUCACCGACAGGGAAUUGGCAAAACAGUUGAAGAAAAUGAAAACCGAUCGCCAGGGGAGGAUACAUUUCGAACACUUUGUGGCGAUGAUGGGCAGACACAACGAGGAAGCGAGUCACAACGAGGAGGAGCUGCGGGAGGCUUUUCAGAUAUUCGAUCGCGACGGAAACGGACUGAUUUCUGUCGACGAACUGCGAGAGGCACUGAAAAUGUUCGGUGAUGAGCUGUCGGAAGAGGAACUGGAGCAGUUGAUGCGGGAGGCCGACAUUAAUUGCGACGGACAGAUCGACUACGAGGAGUUUGUCAUAAUGAUUACACAGAUUUAGAGGCGGUACCAGAACACUUUUUUCCGUUAGCGCUUAGCGGGAUAACAGAUUCAUAGUUAGACAGACCGGUGCAAACAACAUCAAACGGUAAUUGAAUUGUUAACUUUCUUCUUUGGAUUGCGGCUGCCUUUUGCUGUGUAAAGAUUUGACAAAAGAAUACUCACAAUGUUUUGUAAUUGAAAAUGCAGCCGCGUUUCGUUCUAUAUCAUCUUACCUGAAAUGAAAAUAAACAAGUAUCACUCUUUCGAUCCUACUACAAAAGUCACGCUUGACACGCUUGAUGUAUCAGAUAUUAUUGUUUGAUAUCUCAGCCGGUCUCUGGCGCAAAAUUAACCGGGACGGCCGAGCGAGGAAUGCGUUAAUUAUCUUGGUCGAACGGUCGCGACUAUCACAAAGACACGGUUUACAAAUUCUUCUCGGC